CGCCACUGAAUAAGUAAUAACGCGGCCGAUCGAGCCAUCAACUCGGAGAACGGUUCACGCUCUUGAAAAUGACCACUCACUUUGCAUCUUAAGAGAGAUUCUGCGAAAAUGAAACUAUUUGUCACGUCGAAAUGAAAAACCGCUCUCGCGUCGGGCACUGAGAGCUUGGAACGUGGGUAUACAGUGACGGCCAGAGCAGCGCCUGGGAUUCAACCUGCUUGCCUGGCGAUUUGUCUUCCUUCUGGUGGAUUGUGGCGUCGACAAAAUGAUGCAGCAUCCCCUAGAGCUGGGGGCUCAUUACCUGCCUCACGAGCCGAUCCACGACUACAGGUCACACCGGUACAGGAGCUUUAUGAUUGAGGAGAUACUGACCGAACCCACGGGCUCAGGCAAAGCCACGAGUGGGGGCGAGCUCCUCAAAUUCGGUGUUCACGCUCUGCUCAACAGUCGGCCCUACCACAGCCAUCUAGCAGGCCUGAAAUCAGAUCAUGCUGGAGUUUUCAAGUUUCCGUUGGGUCCGAUCUCAUGCAGUCUUGCUGCUCCUUUGGGCUCAGCAUUGGUAUCCGGAGGAUCGAGCCUGGGUAGUGGUCCCGGAGGUCCCCAUCUUCCGCUAGACCUGCACCUCCGGUCAAAGCUUGAACAAGGUCCUGAACCAGGAAACAAGGCAAAAAAGGGCAGGAGGAGCCGAACGGUCUUUACUGAACUACAACUAAUGGGUCUCGAGAAAAGAUUUGAAAAGCAGAAAUACCUUUCAACACCAGACAGAAUAGAUCUGGCAGAGUCUCUGGGUCUUAGUCAACUUCAGGUGAAAACUUGGUACCAAAACCGAAGAAUGAAGUGGAAGAAAAUAGUAUUGCAAGGCGGGGGUCUGGAGUCCCCGACAAAGCCCAAAGGUCGCCCAAAGAAGAAUUCCAUUCCUACAAGUGAACAACUUUCAGAACAAGAGAAGAUAAAAGAAGGCGAGAAACAGGUGGAGAAUUCUCCAUCACCUUCCGAAGUGAAUCAGGAAGAAUAAAGCGUAAAGAGAAUGAAGCAGAACUAUUGACACGCAUCGGGUGAUGAUGCCAAUUUAUUGACCUUGAAGUUCCAGCGAGCCACGAUUUUAGCGCGUCCUAAUGUGGAAUUUACACCCGAACCGUAAAUGUCAGCUACCAAAUUUGAAAUCAACUGUAUUUUUUUCUCUCUCUCCAAACAUCAGCUGAUGGAACCUUCCACUAACAGAUUCGCCAUUGUUGUAUUUUAUUAAGUUUGGAAUUUGGAUCAAUUUCCCGUUGACUUGGAAGUUGUUGCAGAACGCAUAUCCGAUUUUUUUGAAUUUGCUUUCAGGCCCUACACAAGGUUAUCCAGAAAGAAACUGAAUAUUGCUUAGUGGAUGAGCAUGAUCAAAUUUCCAUUCGUUUAUACCUAAUGUAGCAUUUUAGCGCCUUUCUUACACAAGUUUGGCUGCACAAAAUUAAAACUCAGAAUCAAAGUAAGUUUUAUACUUUGCAAACAGUCUUUCUAACGCGUUCUACUUUUUUUUUACAAAUGUCAGUAUUGUUGAGGGAGAUGCAAUUAUCGUGACUUUAUUUUAGGUUUCAGCCUACACUUCUGUGGUGCCUCUCUGUCAAGUUAGUUUUAUAAAUAUUUUGACCAAACCAAUUCGAUAGUAGGUAGACUGUGUUAUGGUUCAUUGCGGAAGAGCCACAGCUGCAGUAGCAGAUUUGAAGUGUUUGUACCAAGUACCGAAUUUAUAAAUGAUUUCAUACACUUGUGAAAGAUAGGAGAAACUGUAAAUAAUUCUUGCAGCAAUGGCUGUGGCGUUAUGCCAAGAAAUGUGCCUUAUGCCUCUCGGAAAGGGAAACUACAAACGUUGAUAUCUAAUUAAAUGUGCCUGUAUUUUUUAAAAUUUAUAUUUCCGUUUA
This is a messenger RNA of Mobula hypostoma (lesser devil ray), 1904 nucleotides long. RefSeq names its product BARX homeobox 1 (gene barx1). Gene Ontology annotation, biological process: regulation of DNA-templated transcription. Bases 266 to 1015 code for a protein of 249 amino acids. The record is from RefSeq and is a predicted model, not a curated record. Lineage: Eukaryota; Metazoa; Chordata; Chondrichthyes; Myliobatiformes; Myliobatidae. The transcript has 4 exons. Gene Ontology annotation, molecular function: DNA binding; DNA-binding transcription factor activity, RNA polymerase II-specific.